Spathaspora passalidarum NRRL Y-27907 is the source of this 963-nucleotide messenger RNA. RefSeq names its product Arg11p (gene ARG11). NCBI's taxonomy places the organism in Eukaryota, Fungi, Ascomycota, Pichiomycetes, Serinales, Debaryomycetaceae. The coding region runs from base 1 to 963 and encodes 320 amino acids. The record is from RefSeq and is a predicted model, not a curated record. The transcript has a single exon. Gene Ontology annotation, molecular function: L-ornithine transmembrane transporter activity. Gene Ontology annotation, biological process: mitochondrial L-ornithine transmembrane transport.
AUGGAUAUUUCCCAAACAACCAUACAUAAUGAGCAGCAACAUAUAGCAUCAGAUACACAACGUGAACAGAUACACCCAAUCAAGGAGAUCACAUUUGGUGCCAUCUCGGGUAUGAUCGGGAAGUUAGUAGAGUUCCCAUUUGAUACCAUUAAGGUUCGUUUACAAUCCUCGAACUCGGUGCUUCCUAUUUCUACUUUUCAGAUGAUCAGCCUGACUUACAAGAACGAAGGAUUCUUUAAUGGGUUUUAUAAAGGGUUAAAGGCUCCAUUAUAUGGGGCGUGUUUAGAAACAGCAAUCUUGUUUAGUUCGUACAAUUUAGCAUCCACCUUUUUUGUCAAUACCCUUAAUGAUUAUGAUAAAUCGAGUAGACAUCAUGUUGAUAGUCUCCCAUUUUGGACUAAAUGUGCAUCUGGUGGGUUUGCAGGGUUUGCUGCUUCAUUCAUAUUAACUCCAGUUGAACUCAUCAAGUGUCAGCUUCAAGUUGUAAACUUGGUGUCUGAAGGUAAGAGUACUGCAUCAUAUUCUUCAUUAAUCAAGUCUACAUUGAGAAACGAAGGUGUUACGGGAUUAUGGAACGGAUUAAGUUCAACUAUGACCAGAGAAGUUAUAGGAACAUCUAUAUGGUUUGGAACCUAUGAGUAUAUCAAUGACUAUUAUAAGACAGCAAAAGAUCCUUGGAUUAAGAACCAUGACAUACAGCUUUUACUCAGUGGUGCAAUGGCUGGUGUAACAUUCAAUUUAUCUAUGUUUCCUGUUGACACUGUCAAAUCCAAUAUCCAAACCCAAGGUAUUUAUAACAAGCAAGGUAUUAAUGCUGGGUUCUGGUCAAUAUUUAAAUCACUCAUUUCUAAAAAUGGAGGUGUUAAAAACUUAUAUAAGGGGUUAGGCAUUACAAUGGUUAGAUGUAUCCCUGCUAAUGCGUUAAUAUUUUACAGUUACGAGGUACUCAAACGGAAUUUCUAA